Molecule: messenger RNA, 525 nt
Organism: Quercus robur (English oak)
Lineage: Eukaryota; Viridiplantae; Streptophyta; Magnoliopsida; Fagales; Fagaceae
Exons: 1
Coding region: 1-525 (174 amino acids)
Source: RefSeq, a predicted model, not a curated record
AUGGAUUUAGGCUAUGUGGGGCCGAAAUUCACAUGGAGCAAGCACUUUAAAAGUGGUCAUUCAAUCUGGGAGAGGUUGAAUAGGGGUUUAGCUACAAGUAGUUGGUUCUUAAAAUUCCCUGGUUCUCGAGUUUUCCAUUUACAAGCGAAUUCUUCAGACCAUAAACCACUACUAAUUGUCUUUGCUCCUCUAGAUUUACCUCAUCGAAAGAGAUACUUCAGGUUCGAAGAGAUGUGGUUGUCUAACCCAAGUUAUGAAGAAACAGUUCAGGCAGCAUGGUAUCACAAAAGUAGUUUGGAUCCAAGCAAUGAAAUCCUAAAAAAAAAUGAGAAGUGUGGGGCUGAUCUAAGUUGGUGGAAUCGUAAUGUCUUUGGCAGCGUGAGACAAGAACUGAUCCGAAAAAAGGAAUUGCUGCAUAAGGCCGAAAAUGAGGCAAUGAAUCUUGGAGAAAAUUCAAGGGUUCAAGAAUUGAAAGUUGAAAUUAAUGUUCUUUUGGAUAGGGAAGCGAGGAUGUGGGCACAGUGA